Messenger RNA from Geodia barretti, 1454 nucleotides. The record is from the annotation of a GenBank genome assembly. NCBI's taxonomy places the organism in Eukaryota, Metazoa, Porifera, Demospongiae, Tetractinellida, Geodiidae.
CGACAUCGCAACAGCGAGGGAAAUUCUCGCAUCGCCUACCUCCUCAUAAGUGAUGCUGCUUAAACUUAGGCGCUGCCGUGGGAUUGUGAGUUUAAUUUGAAUUUUGGGUUGAUUUGUGAUAUUAUAUAUGUAUCAAAUGUAGGUAAACAAGGGAGCGAUCUCCCGAAUACGAUUUAGUUUUUAUUCCAUAUAAUGUUUUACAAAGCACUGAUGGUUCGUAGAAUUACCUUUACGAGAUAACUCUAUGUGGAUUUUGCAAGUCCCUAAACUUGCUAUUACAAAGAGGUGAACGUAAUUGGCAAUUGAUGCAGCAAAGAAGAAGGAAGUGAUCCAACAGCACCAGAUACACGAACAAGACACUGGUUCCCCGGAGGCUCAAGUGGCAAUUUUCAAUGCGCGUAUUCAAGAGUUGACUGAGCAUUUUCGGACGCACCGAAAGGACCAUCAUUCGCGCUAUGGACUUUACCGAUUAGUUGGCAAGCAGCGCCGCUUGUUACGGUAUCUUUACAAGAAAGACGCUACGCGCUAUUACCGUUUAAUUAAUGAACUUGGAAUGCGUGACACUAUUGGAACGAGGAGUGGUUAGAUUUUAUAUAGGUUCUGGGCGAGUUUGUCGCCUUGGUGCCAAGCGGGAAACGAAUGAGUCUUAUCUUGCGGUAAAUGCCGUGAGACUUUGUCCGAAUGCAUUGUACGCAAAUCGACGAGACAUUUUUCGGAUGAGGACUGUUCUUUAACCCCUUUUGACUGUCUUACUUGGUGGCACAACGAAAUAAAUAGGAAAUACAGGAGUAGUACAUAGAAUGAAAGUUGAAAUGCAACUUGGGAGCGAGAAGUUAUCAAUUGAAACCGGUAAAGUCGCGAAACAGGCAGAUGGUGCCGUUUGGGUGCAAUACGGUGGAACGGUUGUUUUAGUCACGGUGGUAGCCGAUGAUAGUGAACAUGAUCUCGAUUUCUUUCCGUUAACAGUAGAUUAUCGUGAAAGGGCAUACGCCGGUGGGCGAAUACCGACAGUUUAUGGUAGGCGCGAGCCGCGUCCAGGGACAUCAGAGCAGUUGGUAGCUCGUUUAAUUGACCACUGCAUUCGCCCUCUUUUUCCAAAGGACUUCAAGGCUGAGGUACAGGUUUUAUGUAACGUGUUUUCAUCGGAUGGUAUUCAUCCCGCGGACGUUCCCGCCCUUAUCGGGACUUCUGCAGCAUUAGCGAUUUCCGAUAUACCCUUUAACGGACCUGUCGCUGCUGUCACCGUCGGAAAAGUUGAAGACAGGUUAAUCAUUAAUCCUACUUACGAAGAAUUGCAUGCCUCAAGUAUGGAAUUGUUCGUAAGUGGCAAGGCAGAUGCUGUUAUGUCUGUUGAAGGCGGUGGACAUGAAAUUCCUGAAGAUGAAGUCAUUGACACAAUUAUCGCCGCCCACGCGCAGAUACAAGAGGUCAUCAAACUUCAAGAAGGGUUAGCC